This is a messenger RNA of Vitrella brassicaformis, 743 nucleotides long. Lineage: Eukaryota; Vitrellaceae. The record is from the annotation of a GenBank genome assembly.
AAAAUGUCGACGGCAACAGCACUGGGGCACACAGCGGUGACUCCCCCCGAGUCGUUCCCUUCCGGGGUUUGGUGGGGGCCAAGUGGGGGCUGUUUUUCCCGUCUCUGAAUCCAUGAUCACGAUGUCAGCGUCGUCAGAUUCAGGCCAUCUAGACUCAAGUGUGAAGAACGAGCUUCAUGCCGUGCGACAGUAUUUAGUCAACCAGACACGAGACGCCGAAUCCGAGCACGACGCUAUCCCCGGGCCGCUGAACGAGCAUUUGGUGGAAGCAUGUGAGGCAAGCGUGAGGCCACCAUCCUGGACUGGUCCGAUCGAUCCCCCCUCUGCCCUCUACCAUGCUCUCACCGACGCACACAACCUGUAAGUCAAACGACUCGAGGAUGGUCAGCUAAUGAAUCAUCUGCCUCGCUGAUCCGCUCAGGCUGAGGAAGAGCGCGCUGUUUCGAGAAGAUCCGCCCAACGGGCUUGCCCCGCCACCUUCGCUGGUGCGCGUGACCGCAUUCAUCGCUCGGCACCCGUCGCUGGACCUGGCUGGGCUCGACUGCAACCUCCUGCGGGUCACAGUAGAGACAUGAUUGAUUGAAGCAUUGCAGAUUGUUUACUUAUCAUCCAACCUGAUCGUCUUUCUUAACUUUCAUGUCCACAUCACACGGGGGCAGGUACAUCCACAGAGGGGCGAGGCCGCCAUCGGCGUCCUAGCUCCCAUACUACAAAGGAGAGCGGCACAGAGAGAACAUGCAGAG